Molecule: messenger RNA, 1960 nt
Organism: Sus scrofa (pig)
Lineage: Eukaryota; Metazoa; Chordata; Mammalia; Artiodactyla; Suidae
Gene: KCNN4
Product: potassium calcium-activated channel subfamily N member 4
Biological process (GO): potassium ion transport
Cellular component (GO): membrane
Molecular function (GO): calmodulin binding; small conductance calcium-activated potassium channel activity
Source: RefSeq, marked provisional
AAAGCAAGAGCCCAGAGCAAGGGAGCAGAGCAGGCCGGGGACCUGUAAGCCACAGUGGCUGCCCUUUGCGUGCUGCGAGCUGGGGGACCCUGGGAAGGAAGCUGGCUGAGCCCCAAGACCCUGGGGGCCAUGGGCGGGGAGCUGGUGCCGGGCCUAGGGGCCCUGCGGCGGCGAAAGCGCCUGCUGGAGCAGGAGAAGCAUCUGGCUGGCUGGGCAGUUGCACUGGCGGGAAUCGGCAUCGGGCUCAUGGUCCUGCACGCGGAGAUGCUAUGGUUCGGGGGGUGCUCGUGGGCGCUCUACCUGUUCCUGGUUAAAUGCAUGAUCAGCAUUUCCACGUUCUUGCUCCUUUGCCUUAUUGUGGCCUUUCACGCCAGAGAGGUCCAGCUGUUCAUGACGGACCACGGGCUCCGGGACUGGCGCGUGGCGCUGACCGGGCGGCAGGCGGCGCAGAUCGUGCUGGAGCUGGCAGUGUGCGGGCUGCACCCGGCGCCGGUGCGGGGCCCGCCGUGCGCUCAGGGUUCGGGACCCCUGCAGACCGCGCAGUCCUGGCCGGGCUUCCUGGACCAGGGGGAGGCGCUGCUGUCGCUGGCCAUGCUGCUGCGCCUGUACCUGGUGCCCCGCGCCCUGCUCCUGCGCAGCGGCGUCCUGCUCAACGUCUCCUACCGCAGCAUCGGCGCGCUCAACCAGGUCCGCUUCCGCCACUGGUUUGUGGCCAAGUUGUACAUGAACACGCACCCCGGCCGCCUGCUGCUCUGCCUCACGCUUGGUCUCUGGCUCACCACUGCCUGGGUGCUGUCGGUGGCCGAGAGGCAGACCGUUAAUGCCACUGGGCACCUUUCAGACACACUGUGGCUGAUCCCCAUCACAUUCCUGACCAUCGGCUACGGGGACGUGGUGCCGGGUACCAUGUGGGGCAAGAUUGUCUGCCUCUGCACUGGGGUCAUGGGGGUCUGCUGCACAGCUCUGUUGGUGGCCGUGGUGGCCCGGAAGCUGGAGUUUAAUAAGGCAGAGAAGCACGUGCACAACUUCAUGAUGGACAUCCAGUAUGCCAAAGAGAUGAAGGAGUCGGCUGCCCGUGUGCUGCAAGAGUCAUGGAUGUUCUACAAACACACGCGUAGGAAGGACUCCGGAGCGGCCCGCAGGCACCAGCGCAGGCUGCUGGCGGCCAUCAACACGUUCCGCCAGGUGCGGCUGAAGCACAGGAAGCUGCGGGAGCAGGUGAACUCCAUGGUGGACAUUUCCAAGAUGCACAUGAUCCUGUGUGACCUGCAGCUGGGUCUGAGCAGCUCACACCAGGCCCUGGAGAAGCGGAUUGAUGCACUGGCAGGGAAGCUGGACACCCUGACCGAGCUGCUUGGCGCUGCCCUGGGGCCACGGCAGCUUCUAGAACCGAGCCAAGAGGCCACGUAGCUGGACCUGUGGAGGAAGAACCAAGCUACCUUCCCCAGGACUGAGGUCAAGGACACUCUCCCUGCUACUCCUGACCCAGCCCCACGCACAAAGCACCUCAAGUGUGAGGACCGAGAAGGGCCGACCUGGAGAUGGGUUGACUCGCUGAUGGCUGCUGGAGGGGACACUGGCUGAAGGAGGAGGCUGAGGUCCACCGGCCACCAAGGCCCCAAGUAGGAAAAUGGUCAUCAGUACCCCCAUACCCUGGACAAAAACAUCCUCACUCUGCUGCUAACGACGACCACUAGCUUUCAGGUAGACGUGGGAGUGCCUGGAGGCUGGGACUGCUGGGUCCCAGAGGAGGAGAAAGAAGUGGGGGCCAAGAGUCCAGGAUCCUGGGCUGCCUCAGUGCCCCGCUGGCCGGCAGAGCUGAAGGAGCCAGGCCUGAGGCUGGGAGGAGGCGGGACGGAGCGCCCCCUGGUGGGAGAGUGAGGAGGACACCAUUUCUCCAGAGCUGCACAGAAUUACCUGGUCGGCUCUUAGACUUUGUAAUAAAUGUUAAACGAAGAUA